Pteronotus mesoamericanus is the source of this 744-nucleotide messenger RNA. It is a transcript of the gene ODF1, whose product is annotated as outer dense fiber of sperm tails 1. The transcript has 2 exons. Lineage: Eukaryota; Metazoa; Chordata; Mammalia; Chiroptera; Mormoopidae. The record is from RefSeq and is a predicted model, not a curated record. Bases 1 to 744 code for a protein of 247 amino acids. Gene Ontology annotation, cellular component: outer dense fiber.
AUGGCUGCACUGAGUUGUCUUUUGGACAGUGUUAGAAGGGACAUAAAGAAGGUGGACAGAGAACUGAGGCAAUUGAGAUGCAUCGACGAGCUCAGCACGCGAUGCCUGUGCGACUUAUACAUGCACCCGUACUGCUGCUGUGACCUGCACCCCUACCCAUACUGCCUGUGCUACUCCAAGCGCUCCCGCUCCUGCGGCCUGUGCGACCUCUACCCCUGUUGCCUGUGUGAUGUCAAGCUCUACUGUCUUCGACCAUCGCUCAGAAGUUUGGAGAGGAAAGCCAUCCGAGCCAUAGAAGAUGAAAAGAGAGAGCUCGCCAAACUGAGAAGAACAACAAACAGAAUUCUGGCCUCCUCUUGCUGUAGCAGUAACGUUUUAGGAUCGGUGAACGUGUGCGGCUUUGAACCGGAUCAAGUGAAAGUUCGAGUGAAGGACGGAAAGGUGUGUGUGUCGGCCGAGCGGGAGAAUAGGUAUGACUGCCUCGGAUCGAAAAAGUACAGCUACAUGAACAUCUGCAAAGAGUUCAGCUUGCCCCCGUGCGUGGACGAGAAGGACGUAACCUACUCCUACGGGCUCGGCAGCUGCGUCAAGAUCGAGUCUCCCUGCUACCCCUGCACUUCUCCCUGCAACCCCUGCAGCCCCUGCAGCCCCUGCAGCCCCUGCAGCCCCUGCAACCCAUGUGACCCUUGCAGCCCAUGCUACCCGUGCGGGAGCCGAUUUUCCUGUAGGAAGAUGAUUUUGUAA